This is a messenger RNA of Penicillium salamii, 2466 nucleotides long. The record is from the annotation of a GenBank genome assembly. NCBI's taxonomy places the organism in Eukaryota, Fungi, Ascomycota, Eurotiomycetes, Eurotiales, Aspergillaceae.
AUGUCAAUACUCGCACCAGCAGCCACUGCCUUAUCCGGGUUGGCCGACAGACCCGGCGGAGGGAGGCACUGGGAAGAUCAGUUGAAAGAGUCGCGCGAUCUGUACACGCAGUUCGUUAUCAGCUCGGCGCUGGGCCUGAGCGCCUUUCUCGCAUUCUGUAUCUUGCGACCAAAAUGGACCGAAUUGUACGCCGCGCGACGCAGACAAAGAAACGCCGCUUCCCGUCUACCGGAGCUUCCUAAUUCCCUUUUCGGCUGGAUUCCUGUUCUUCAUCGAAUCACUGAGGAGGAGGUACUGCAGUCUGCAGGCCUGGAUGCUUAUGUGUUUCUGUCUUUCUUCAAAUUUGCGAUUCGAUUCCUCCUCGCCGUCUUCAUCUUUGCCGUCGCGAUCAUUCUCCCCCUACACUACAAAUACACCGGUCAAUAUGGAGUUCCUGGAUGGGACAACCUUCCUGGCAAUGACACCAUGAUACAAGAGAAGGACAAACCAGUCACCGAUCCCGGGUACCUGUGGAUUUACGUUCUAUUUGCAUAUGUCUUUAGCGGAUUGGCCAUCUACAUGCUUCUCCAGGAAACCAACACCAUCAUCCGCACUCGUCAAACCUACCUCGGAAACCAGACCAGUACGACCGACCGCACAAUCCGUCUCUCGGGCAUUCCGAACGACCUUGGUACCGAGGAACAGAUUAAAGACUUUAUCGAAGGUCUGCGCGUUGGCAAAGUCGAAAGUAUCACUGUGUGCCGCAAAUGGCGCGAGUUGGACGAGUUGAUCGAUGAGAGAAUGAAGCUUAUUCGUGAACUCGAGAGAGCUUGGACGAAACAUUUGGGGUACAAGCGUCCGAAGAGAGACGGGGAUAGCUUGCCGCUGACCAACCCUCACUCUGAGGAUGAGGAUCAUGAACGCUCUGGUCUGUUAUCUGGAAGCGAUAAUGACCACGUCAAUGAUUAUUCGAGCGAGAGACCCAAGUUCCGCUUGUGGUACGGUCCAUUCAAGCUUCGGCAUCGCAUGAUCGACGCAAUCGAUUAUUUCGAGGAGAAGCUGCGAAGAAUCGACGACCAUAUCCAAAGCGCCCGCGAGAAAGAGUACCCCUCCACCGAGAUCGCGUUUGUGACUAUGGAGUCCAUUGCUGCGUCUCAAAUGCUCGUUCAGGCGAUUCUCGAUCCCCACCCAACGCAGAUGUUUGCUCGGCUUGCUCCUGCACCGGCGGAUGUCAUCUGGAAGAAUACCUAUCUGUCUCGCUCGCGUCGGAUGACUCAAUCGUGGUCUAUCACCAUCGCUAUUGGAUUCCUCACUGUGUUCUGGUCGGUGCUUUUGGUUCCGAUCGCCUCAUUGCUUGACCUGGAAACCAUCCGCAAACUUGUGCCCCAGUUUGCGGAGUUCCUUGAGGAACAUAAGAUUUUGACGUCUUUGGUCCAAACUGGUUUGCCUACUCUGGCGUUCUCGCUCUUGACCGUUGCUGUUCCUUAUGUGUAUGAAUGGCUCUCAAACAACCAGGGAAUGGUUUCACGCGGCGAUGUUGAACUGUCUGUUAUCUCCAAGAACUUUUUCUUCUCGUUCUUCAACCUGUUCCUCCUCUUCACUGUGUUUGGAACAGCCAGUGGUUUCUAUGGUUUCUGGGAAAAUCUCCGGGAUGCAUUCAAAGAUUCCACUACGAUUGCAUUUGCUUUAGCAAAAUCUCUUGAAGGUCUCGCCCCAUUUUACAUCAAUCUGUUGAUUCUUCAAGGCUUGGGCCUCUUCCCGUUCCGACUGCUCGAGUUUGGGAGCGUGGCACUCUACCCCUUCCAGUUCCUGUCCGCUCGCACGCCCCGGGAGUAUGCUGAAUUGGCGACGCCUCCCAAGUUCAGCUACGGUUUCUCAAUCCCGCAGACCAUCCUAGUCUUGGUCAUCUGUGUGGUGUACAGUGUCUUCCCCAGCUCAUGGCUGAUCUGCCUCUUCGGCCUCAUCUACUUCACGAUUGGCAAAUUCAUCUACAAAUACCAACUGCUAUACGCCAUGGACCACCAGCAGCACUCAACAGGCCGUGCCUGGCCGAUGAUUUGCAACCGCGUGUUCGUUGGACUUCUCAUCCAUCAACUGGCCAUGAUUGGCGUCUUGGCCCUCCGCCGAGCCAUCACCCGGUCGCUUCUCCUCGUGCCUUUGCUAGGUUUCACUGUCUGGUUCUCUUAUUGGUUCGGUCGGACCUACGAGCCUCUGAUGAAAUUCAUCGCUCUCAAGAGCAUCAACCGAGACCAACCGGGUGGUGGCGACCUCUCCCCCUCGCCUUCCUCCACGUUCUCACCGCCGUCCGGCCUCGAUCGUGACAGCCUGCCAAUCCGGAUCGGUGGCCAAGAUCUCGAGUUGCGGCUGAGGAAGUACGUCAACCCGAGCCUGAUCGUUCCCCUGCAUGAUGCCUGGCUUCCCGGUCGCACGCCCACUCGAGGCAACGGUGCAUCAGCCUUUGUGGCUCACCAAACGCCCAACGUUUGA